Messenger RNA from Tribolium madens (black flour beetle), 888 nucleotides. It is a transcript of the gene UK114, whose product is annotated as rutC family protein UK114. The record is from RefSeq and is a predicted model, not a curated record. The transcript is spliced from 2 exons. Bases 435 to 851 code for a protein of 138 amino acids. Gene Ontology annotation, cellular component: cytosol. Gene Ontology annotation, molecular function: deaminase activity. NCBI's taxonomy places the organism in Eukaryota, Metazoa, Arthropoda, Insecta, Coleoptera, Tenebrionidae.
AUGAAAACAAACUAUUGACUCGUGUUACCAUGGUAACUUUCUUAUGUUUCGGCGCCAAAUUCAAAAAUUUUGAACGAAAUUAAAUUAAAUCGAUGACAAACAAACACAAUUAAGUCACGUGACGUGUUGAUUUGCAAGUACUAAUUAAAUUAAAAUUAUAGAGCAAAUUUUAACCGUGUUUUUUGUCGUUUUUCACACUGCACUGUUUAAAUUUCCCGCCCCAUAAUGUCCCGUUGCCAUGGUAUUGUUUAGGCGCCAAAUUCAGUAAAUUUGAAAAUAAGGGGGUUAAAAUUUUCUACACGAAUUGCAACAGUCGAAACUUACGCAAUUAUUUAAUAGUUUUAUUUCCACGUGACUAAUUAUCUCAACUCUGAUAUAAACAAACCGAUAAAGCCGUCUCGUGUCAGUCACUUGCUAGACUUUGAACCACGAAAAUGUCUGUUAUUCGCAAGAUCAUCAGUACGAAUAAGGCCCCCAAGCCGGUGGCCCCCUACAACCAGGCCGUCCUCCUGGACAAGACCUUGUACGUCUCGGGGGUCUUAGGCUUGAACAAGGACACCAUGAAACUAGUGGAUGGGGGCGCGGGGGCCGAGGCCCGCCAAGCCUUGCAGUCCCUCGGCCACAUCCUCGAAGAAGCCGGCUCCUCGUUCGAGAAAGUCGCCAAAACCACAAUCUUCCUCAACAACAUCGACGACUUUGGGGCUGUCAACGACGUCUACAAAGACUUCUUCACCAAGAACCAUCCCGCACGGUCCACCUUCCAAGUCGGCAAACUGCCAAUGGGGGCCAAAGUCGAGAUCGAAGUCAUCGCAGCCGUGGGGGACGUCAAACAAAUACCAUCCAAAAUAUAAUCUUUAAUUAAUUGCAAUAAAAGUUAUUUUUAUUAAA